CGGGACCGGACAGGCCGGACCAGGGGCGGCGGCAGAAGGCAGAGGCGCCGCGAUCUCUGUCGGGAAGCGCAACCUCCCCGGGCCCCGCGGGGCCGCGCAGGGGGUGUCCGCCACCCCGCGCCCGCGCCCGCUCCCUCUCUCCAUCCCCUGCCGCCCGCAGGCCACCCCGGGGCCCGGCCAUCCGCGCGCGCAUCCUCGGGCUCGGGCCUGUCCCUGGCCCUCGAGGGAGCCGCCGCUCUCCUCGCUGCCUCUGCAGCGGCCGCGCCAGAGGCCGCCCGGGCGGGACCUCGGCGUGAGCAUCGGGCGCCCCCCUCGGAGUGCACGACCCCCGGAGCCGCCCUCAACACGGACCGCGCCCGCCGGGCACACAAGAAUGGUCACUCAGAUACUGGGGGCCAUGGAGUCUCAGGUGGGGGGGGGCCCGGCCGGCCCGGCCCUGCCCAACGGGCCACUCCUGGGCACCAACGGAGCCACUGACGACAGCAAGACCAACCUCAUCGUCAACUACCUGCCCCAGAACAUGACCCAGGACGAGUUCAAGAGUCUGUUUGGCAGCAUCGGAGACAUAGAGUCCUGCAAGUUGGUUCGGGACAAGAUCACAGGCCAAAGCCUCGGCUACGGAUUUGUGAACUAUUCUGACCCCAACGACGCAGACAAAGCCAUAAACACCCUCAACGGCCUCAAACUGCAGACCAAGACCAUCAAGGUGUCCUACGCCAGGCCCAGCUCCGCAUCCAUCCGGGAUGCCAACCUGUACGUCAGCGGGCUCCCCAAGAGCAUGAGCCAGAAGGAGAUGGAGCAGCUCUUCUCACAGUACGGCCGAAUCAUCACCUCCCGCAUCCUGGUGGACCAGGUCACAGGCGUCUCCCGGGGUGUGGGGUUCAUCCGCUUUGACAAAAGAAUCGAGGCCGAGGAGGCCAUCAAGGGACUGAACGGGCAGAAGCCGCUGGGCGCGGCGGAGCCCAUCACGGUCAAGUUCGCCAACAACCCGAGCCAGAAGACGGGGCAGGCGCUGCUCACCCAGCUCUACCAGUCCUCGGCCCGGCGCUACGCGGGUCCCCUGCACCACCAGACGCAGCGCUUCAGGCUGGACAACCUGCUCAACAUGGCCUACGGAGUCAAGAGUCCCCUGUCGCUCAUCGCCAGGUUCUCUCCCAUCGCCAUCGACGGCAUGAGCGGCCUGGCCGGCGUGGGGCUGUCGGGGGGCGCGGCGGGCGCCGGCUGGUGCAUCUUCGUGUACAACCUGUCGCCCGAGGCGGACGAGAGCGUGCUGUGGCAGCUCUUCGGCCCCUUCGGCGCGGUCACCAACGUCAAGGUCAUCCGCGACUUCACCACCAACAAGUGCAAGGGCUUCGGCUUCGUCACCAUGACCAACUACGACGAGGCGGCCAUGGCCAUCGCGUCCCUCAACGGCUACCGCCUGGGCGAGCGCGUGCUGCAGGUGUCCUUCAAGACCAGCAAGCAGCACAAGGCCUGAGGCCGCGGGCAGAGGGGACCCCGCGGGGCGGCGGGGCCCAGGGCAGGCCCGCCCGGCGCCCUGUCCCUGCGUCUGUCCGCCGUCCGCCGUCCGUCCCGCGGGGCUGCUCACUCUCUCCUCUUGGUUUGGUUCACGGUGAAGGUUUUUGUUCCUUUUUUCAGCUAAAAUGAAAGCAGAGCUGCACCCCCACCCCACCUUUCACCGCCCUCCGUGGGAUGGCUUGGGGGACACCGGAAGGGGGACCCUCCCGGCCCAGGCCUUCCCAAGACCGACGGCUUAGGUGGGUCUGGAGAGAGAGGGAGGGAACAGGUUUAAAAAUCCCCAAAAUAAAAAAAAGCAAAAUGCGAAGAGGGGUGUGGGCACCCCUGGCUCCCAGAACCCCUGGGGGGCAGCAGGGGGGAGGGGCCGGAGCUGACACAAAAUGGAGGAAAAACAGGGGGGUGGGAGGGGAAGAAAACUCUAUUUUUGUAAAAAGGGAAAAAGACCUCGUGGAGAAUUUUUACUGGGGAUUCUUGAACUUGAAAAAAAAUCACAAAAAAAGACAAAAAAAACAAAGAAACUAUUUUGGCAGGUUAUGUUUACCAACCGGGGCACAGGCAGGGCCGGGGGGUUGGGGGGCCGCAGGGCCGCACACGGGGGCACACGGGCUCACGCCACACGGGGACGGAGACACGGACACACGCAGACACACUUAGGGUCACCUUAGGAGCUCACUGGCCACACCCAGAUGCACGGAGGGGACGCAUCCAAAGGAGACAGUUUUGGGGCUGCACAGAAGUGGGCACAGACAGGUGCAGGACAGUGCAAGGCAGGGGCACCGGGUCCCCCUGACGGGGGCCACAGGGCGGGGACACACAGGCUCAGAGCACCCUGCGCCAGCUCCUCCUCCCCGUCCCGUCCCGGGGCGCCCUCCCUCGGGUCCCACCUCUCAGCCCCCAACACAGGCAUCCACAUGCGUCCAGGCACCCAGACACAGGAUACCUCGGUCCGCUUGGGCGUCUCGGGGGACACUCGAGGCCCAAGGACUCCCUGUCCCCACGAGGGCCGGGCAGCCCCCCUCAGGCCCUACACCCCUUCCCGUCCACUUCGUCCCCCGCUUUUUGGUUCAUUAGGUUUGGUUUUGUAAAAUUUUUUGUCUCCAGGUUGGGGAGGGCGAUGGAUGGUCACACUCUGAGCUGGAGACCUCGGCCCUGGCUUCUGUCUGGAUUUUGCACCCCCUGACCCCCACUGCACACCCCCACCCCACACCUUCCCGUUCCCUGGUUUUCACUGAUUUUAAAAAAAAAAAACAAACUCCUAUAGAAGCCAAAGGCCGGAGCCCCGGCAGCCCCUCAGCCCCUCGGCGGGCCAGUCGAGCCGGGAAUCGCCAAGCCCCCUCUUAGCACAGUGGCCAUCUGCUCCCCUGUCCUUCUGUCCAGUGUCCGGCCACGGCCCCGACUCGAGCGUCCGACUCUCUCUCCCCGCCCCUCCCGUGUUGUUAUUAAACGUCUGUGGGGUUUCUGCUGCAAGGAACAAAGAAAAAAAAAUCAAAAAAGCAACAAAAAAAGAAAAAAAAAAAAAAAAGAGGAAAACACAAACAAGAGGAAGGGGGGAAAAAGCAACAAAAAAGAAAAGAGAAAAAAAAAACUUAAAAAAAAAAAACACCACACAUAGAAGAGACAAAAAAAGAAAAAAGCAAAAAAAAAAAAAAAAAAAAAAAAAGACAUAAACUGGCACCAGUGGACUUUCUUGUACUUAUUUGCUGAAUUUAGCUUCUUGUAGUUUUAACUUAUUGCUAUGUUAACUAUUUAUUGCCCCUGUUGACUGUGAGGACCUUUGUGUAUAUUUCUGUUCCUUCACCCGGUUUGCAAGUUAAAGGGACUCCGUGUUCUUUGUUUCUUUAAGUUUUGCUGAGAUGUGAUUAUGCCUAAUUUAUUUAUGAAAGGGGAAGUGGAAUCAUUAAAGGAAUAAUAAUUAUUAAUCGCAGUGAUGGUAGCCGAGCGGCAGCGGGGGAGUGCGGUUUUUCGGGGUGUCCCCCACCCCCCGCGGGCCGGCCACAUGGGGGGUGUCAAGGGGUUCAUUUUGCUCUUGUCUUGAGAAAUUUUUUCAGUCCUAUUUAGCUGGUGAAAAUCCUAGCUUGUUCAUGAUACACGAAUCUAUUUAUUCUCGUGGUUUUAAGUCUACCCUUGUCUCCCUCCCUCCCGGCAGGGCAGGGACCCCCCAGUCCCCCCAGUGGGUCCAACCUCUCUCCUGCUGUCUCUGGGGCUUUCUCCCCGACGCCCUCCGCAUAGAGCAAUAAGGGCUGGGUCGUCCCCCACCCUGGGGGCCAGGCUCCGGAGAGGGGGACUCCUCCCCACACCCCCAGCCCAGGCCUAGGCUCCUGCCACCCCGACACUGGGAGGGGACCUCUUUUUCUAAAUCACAGAGCUCAGCCCAGCCGGGCCCCCUCCCUGGAGGCCGGCCCCCCCAGGGGCCGGGCCAAGGGCUCCCCGGGAGGGGACCCCGGGCUCCCACCUCCUGGGGUCGCGGGCAGGGCCAGCAGGGAGGGGGCUCAGCCCCUCCAACCCUCCCUUCAUCCUGUAAUUUAUUCGGAAGGUUUCAGAUCACGACAGAGUCCAUGUUGGAGGUGAUACAGAACUGUUUAAAAAAAAAAAAAGAAAAGAAAAAAAAAAAAAAAAACCAAAAGAACAAAAAAACCAACCCAAGGAGAGAACACUUUGCGUUGCGUUUAGACUGUUUAUUGCCAGGGUUCCCGGCCUGGCCGCGGUCACAGACUUUUACAUGGAAUUGUUUAAUUAUUUGUACUUUUCAUGCCAGAAAAUAAAAAGUUCAGAAUCUUA
Cavia porcellus (domestic guinea pig) is the source of this 4296-nucleotide messenger RNA. It is a transcript of the gene Elavl3, whose product is annotated as ELAV like RNA binding protein 3. Bases 374 to 1477 code for a protein of 367 amino acids. Gene Ontology annotation, molecular function: RNA binding. The transcript has 7 exons. The record is from RefSeq and is a predicted model, not a curated record. NCBI's taxonomy places the organism in Eukaryota, Metazoa, Chordata, Mammalia, Rodentia, Caviidae. Gene Ontology annotation, cellular component: ribonucleoprotein complex.